AUGCAGCGCUGCCCCCAUUCCCAGCCACUGGACACUGGCCCAGUCCAGGACCGUGAAGACUGGUUCUACCUUAUCAGCGGAGGGGUUCCCUUCAUCAUCUGCGGGGUCACGGCCGCCAUGAACAUCAGGAAUUACGGGAUGGAGAAUGAGGACAUGCCCUACUGCUGGAUGGCCUGGGAGCCCAGCCUGGGUGCGUUCUAUGGGCCGGCGGCCUUCGUCACCCUGGUCACCUGCGUGUACUUCCUGGGCACCUACGUCCAGCUGCGGUGCCACCCAGAGCGCAGGUACGAGCUGAGGGCGCGGCCAGAAGAGCACCUGCGGCUGGCCGGGCCCGGGGCCGGCCACAACCCCAGGGCCCGGCCGGGCUCGCCGGCCGCCUCGCUGCUGCAGAACGAGCACUCGCUCAGGGCCCAGCUGUGGGCCGCGGCCUUCACGCUGGUCCUGUUCACAGCCACCUGGACCUUCGGGGCGCUGGCUGUGUCCCAGGGCCCCUUCCUGGACAUGGUCUUCAGCUGCUUGUACGGCACGUGCUGCGUGACGCUGGGGCUCUUCGUGCUCAUCCACCACUGUGCCAAGCGGGAUGACGUGUGGCACCACUGGUGGUCCUGCUGCCCCUCCCGCGGGGACCCCCCCUCCUCCAAGCUCGCUGCCCGCCCCGCGCUCGACACCAACGGGGACGCCCUGGCGCGCGUGGCCUGCCUGCAGGACGCGCCAUGUCCGGCCAAGCCGCGGGGCUUCGGCCACUGCAAGGUGACCAACCUGCAGGCUGCCCAGAGUCACGUCAGCUGCCUGUCACCGGCCACGCCAUGCUGCGCCAAGAUGCACUGUGAGCAGCUGAUGGAGGACGCGGCCCACGUCCAUGUGCACGAGGAGGACGCCUUUGGGCCAGACCCGCAUCCGCACACGUGUCUCCAGGGCAGAACUAAGGCUCCCUACUUCAGCCGGCACCGGGCAGCCUCGGUGGAGCAGGGAUACGCCUACCACAUCCCGUCCAGCCUGGACGGCAGCCCCCGCAGCUCGCGCACAGACAGCCCCCCCAGCUCGCUCGAGGGCCCAGCGGGGGCGCACACGCCGGCCUGCUGCGCCCAGGGCGACCCCUUCCCCUUGGUCAGCCAGCCCGAGGGCAGCGACACCAGCCCAGUGCUCUAUGGCUGCCCCCUGCGGCCAGGCAGGGAGCCGGCCCACGGCCCAGCGCACUUCGAGAUGCUCCGGAGGACGCAGUCCCUGCCCUUCGGUGGACCCGGGCAGAAUGGGCUGCUCAAGGGAGACAUGUGUGAAGUCCUGUCCUUCAGUGCCAAUGGCGUGGGCAAUAUCCGGACAGGGCCGUGGAAGAACGAGACCACUGUGUAGCUGGGCCGGCCUCACGUCACCCAGCCCUGACGGACGAGCGUCGGAGCAGAGCGGGGUCCUGCCACGUGAGGCCAGCGGGGGCUCACUUCUCAGAAGCAGCCAGCACCCCCACUGACCCUGUGCUGUGAAGGACCCGAGCGGGAAGAUGCUUUGGGCCACGUCUGCUUCUGCUAAUCCUGAGGUCAGACGGGCCGUCCGUGUCCCAGUCACCGGCUUUCUGACCCAUAGUCGCCAGCCCCCAGGGCAGCCCAGGACCAGAGCAGGGGUUCUAUCAGGAAAAAACCCCCCGCGCCCUGCGUGGGCCGUAGGGAGGCCUGGGGUGCGUCCCGUCUGCCCCGCCAGUCUGGCCACAGCAGAGGUGCCGCCCACUCUUUCUAGUGUCUAGUGUGUGUCUCAUGAAAUUUCAUUCCAAGGCACAGGCAGGAUGCCGGUCGGGACAGGGGGCUCUGGACCUGGGCUGUCACCGCCGGCCCCUCUGCCUGCCCGUGUCCGAGUCAGGGGGCCCGCGUCACCACCUCCACCUUCAGCGGCCCCCUGGGCGCGGCCCCCACAGGCCUGAGAGCGUCACGGACGCUGGGGCCUGUGCCAUAAUCCAGGUGCACGUGAGAAGAGAAGCAGCCUGUGACAGUCCUCCGGGGCGCCGGCCGGGCUCUUUUGGGGGCUCUGUGCCUUCAGAAAUGCCCAAAUGUCCUUCAACAGACUCGACUGUCAAAGCCAGCCACUGUCAGGACCGUACCCCGCCCAGCACGGUCAUCUGGGGCUCUAACACCCCAGCCCUGAGAAGACGGGAGCCAGCACUCCCAGGAGCGUCUGGGCACGAAGCCCCGACUCGGAGGACAGUUGUCCCUUAGAGUGAGCUGUGUAUGAAGCAAGGGGUUCGUCCCGCGGGCAAGCUCCACAGGCCCCACGGAGGCAGAGCCCGGACAUCCGGAGGAACACGUGUGCGAGACUGCACGGCCAUUCCUCCCUCCCCCCUCCCAGAUCUGGGGCACACAUACAGACCGCACGUGUGUACGUGCCACAUAUAUGCACACGUGCAUCGUGUGUCUCCGUGCUUGCACACGUGUGCACACACAGAGCCGGCAUUUUCCAGACAUUCGAGCACGAGUUUCAUUGCCCUGCGCAGAUGUCAUCUCUGUGACUCCUCAGUGUUCUCCGCUGUCUGGGGGAGGGGGCUUCACCAGGAGCAGACCCUUCCUAACGCACGCCUCGGGGGAGGGGGGGUGCAGACCCUUCCUAACACACACCUCGAGGGAGAGGGGGGUGCAGACCCUUCCUAACGCACGCUUCGGGGGAGAGGGGGGUGCAGACCCUUCCUAACACACGCCUCAGGGGAGGGGUUGCAGACCCUUCCUAACACACACCUCGGGGGAGAGGGGGGUACAGACCCCUCCUAACACACACCUCGGGGGAGGGGUUGCAGACCCUUCCUAACGCACGCCUCGGGGGAGGGGUUGCAGACCCUUCCUAACGCACGCCUCGGGGGAGGGGUUGCAGACCCUUCCUAACGCACGCCUCGGGGAAGGGGGGUGCAGACUCUUCCUAACACACGCCUUGGGGGAGAGGGGGCUGCAGACCCUUCCUAACACACGCCUCAGGGGAGGGGUUGCAGACCCUUCCUAACACACACCUUGGGGGAGCGGUUGCAGACCCUUCCUAACACACACCUCGGGGGAGCGGUUGCAGACCCUUCCUAACACACACCUCGGGGGAGAAGGGGCUGCAGACCCUUCCUAACGCACGCCUCGGGGGAGAGGGGGGUACAGACCCUUCCUAACGCACGCCUCGGGGGAGAGGGGGGUACAGACCCUUCCUAAUGCACGCCUCGGGGGAGAGGGGGUGCAGACCCUUCCUAACACACACCUCGGGGGAGAGGAGAGGUUUUGGGUGUCCCAGGGCCAACGCUCAGUAUCUGAGCACAGGGAGCCUUGCUUCCAGGGAUUCUUGUAAACCUGACAAUGUCCCAUGCCCGCCACAAACCCCAUGUGUCCUCACAGGUCAACCUGACGGUGACCACCAGGCAGUCUCUGUCUCUGUGCAGCCUGUCCGCCUGCUCCCGUAGCCGAUAGGAACCGGAGACCCGACGCUGUGCUGUGAACACCUGUAGAUGCAGAACCGUCAGACAAAAUACAGUAUUUUGCACUGUUUGCCCUUUGUGAGGCUGGUUAAUGGCAUCCACGUGCGUCUCUCGUCCUCGAUGGGGGCAGGCCCACCUCGGUGCGUGGCUCUGGCUUCUGCACAGGGGCCCGGGGUGGGGCCGGGGAACCCAGAGAGGCUGCUCCACCCGGACACUCGGGCCCCCUAGCCCCUGGCCCACCGGCAGAGCAGAGCACACCUCAUCAUUCAAACCAAAGAAACCCAGCGCUAAAUAUUAAACCUCGUGUGUUUCAGUAUCGAUUCAGCUUCCAGAGUCCACUUGGGACAGCGUGGUGACCCCAUUGCCACUUCGUGCUGUGUUUUCAGAGCAUCCAGUCCCCAGCAUGCACACCACACAGACACACU
This is a messenger RNA of Leptonychotes weddellii (Weddell seal), 3852 nucleotides long. Lineage: Eukaryota; Metazoa; Chordata; Mammalia; Carnivora; Phocidae. The record is from RefSeq and is a predicted model, not a curated record.